Pezoporus flaviventris is the source of this 3913-nucleotide messenger RNA. RefSeq names its product F-box and leucine rich repeat protein 13 (gene FBXL13). Gene Ontology annotation, biological process: SCF-dependent proteasomal ubiquitin-dependent protein catabolic process. Gene Ontology annotation, cellular component: SCF ubiquitin ligase complex. NCBI's taxonomy places the organism in Eukaryota, Metazoa, Chordata, Aves, Psittaciformes, Psittacidae. The transcript is spliced from 21 exons. The coding region runs from base 1126 to 3576 and encodes 816 amino acids. Gene Ontology annotation, molecular function: protein binding. The record is from RefSeq and is a predicted model, not a curated record.
CCCGUUGCUACGCAACCGCUGCCAGUGCGUCCAGCACGCCAUGGAGUCCCUCAGGACGGCGAGCCCCGAGCUCCGAGCUUACUUCAGCCGCCACGACCUCCUCGACGUGUACGAGGUAUCGGCGGGCAGCAGACACACCGCGUCCCCCGCUGCAGCUAGCAGCGGCCCACGGCCACCCCCUUGCCCGCCGGGACCCCUGGCCCGCGCACCGCUGACUGCCGUCGGUGCUGUCCGGAGCGCCGUGGCCGCCCCUCGCCCCCACCGCCUGGCCGGAGGUCGUUCUGAAGGUCAGACUGGUCCCCACUGGAGCCGGUGGGACCACAGACUCCCCGGUACCCUUGGUGGGAGGGAUCCCUCUCCCCGCUCAGGGGUUUCCCCGAUCCCUCAGCAGUGCCCUGGAGGCGGCUCGUUGGGUCCCUCAGCCUUGGCCGGGGUAUUUCACGCCCUGAUGCUGGGCUCUGCUGGCACGGGGCAUGUUUUUGUUCUGCUUCUUGUGUUAAUGGUUUGCUUCAGUUUGUGAAAACUUUAAAGACAGAGCAAAGAUAGAACAAGGUAAUUCCACUUCUUAAUCCAUACUUAAAUGAUGACUGACAUGAUAGAAUAAACUCGGUUGGAAAAGACCUUUAAGAUCAUAAAGUCCAACCUUUACCCCAGCACUGCCAAGUCCAUCAUUAAACCAUGUCACUAAGGGCCUCGUCUGCACGUCCAGGAAUGGUGACUUAACCACUUCUCUGGGCAGCCUGUUCCAGAGCUUGACAACACUUUUGAUGAAUAAAUCUUUCCUAAUAUCUAAUCUAAACCUCCCCUGGCACAACCUGAGGCCAUUUCCUCUUGUCCUAUCGCUUCUUACUUGGGAGAAGAGACCAACACCCACCUUGCUACAACCUCCUGUCAGGCAGUUGUAGAGAGUGGUCAGGACUCCCCUGAGAUUCCUUUUCUCCAGGCUGAACAACCCCAGGUCCCUCAGCUGCUCCUCAUCAGACUUGUUCUCCAGACCCUUCACCAGCUUCAUGGCCCUUCUCUGGACCCACUCCAGCACCUCAGUAUCUCUCCUGUAGUGAGGGGUGCAGAGAACUGAACACAGGAUUCAAGGUGUAGCCUCACCAGUGCUGAGUACAGGGGGAAAUGAAGACAAACGCAGUAAACUACAUUUGUACCUUUACUAGAUUUGCAUUGUUCUCCAGUUUUAAUUAUGAAAGCACCUCUAGACUUCAGCUGGAUACUUCUCUACUUCCUGAGUGCUGUGUGCCAUCUUCUAAUGGUCUGUCAAAGGUGCUGCUUUGUGCUGUAAUUGGCAUGCGUCCAGAAGAUCCACUUAAGUUUUUAGAAGAAAAGCUCAGAGAAAUAAUGGAAAAGGGAUUAGAUACUGUUUUAUGGUGUAUGUGUACAGAUCUGUCUUUACACCCAAAAUUUAAGAGGAUUUCAGAAACGUACCUGAGCACUGUUUUUGGACUAGAUGUUGAACAACUGAUAACUGAAGGAUGUGCCAAGGCAUGGAGCUUUCACAACAGAAACUUAAUGAAGCUGUAUUUUGGAGGAUGGUUAAAAUAUCACUUGCUAAAAAAGAAUAAAAGACAAAAGGCAGAGCAGAAGGUGGCUUUGGCAGUAGACCAUUAUAACGUGCAAAUAGUAAGAGUUAUUAUACAGAAGUGGAGUAUGUGGGUGAAUAUUCACAAGCAAAAAAGGACAUUGGCAGUGACAAGACUGCAACAGAUCUUUAAUAAAUUAUAUUUAAAUGCUGUGGUGAAGGCUUGGCAUGCAGAGGCCCACAGUUCUUCGGAAACAAAAGCAUAUUUUGAGAGUUUGGCAAAGGAAAGUCAGAAAGAAUGUUGUGAAUCAAAUGAUCUUACCAUCAGACAUGAAACAUCCUCUUUACCAGAAAAAGCCUUGUUACAGAUUUUCCGCUACGUAAAUUUGGUUGAUCUGGCAAGAUGUGCUCAAGUUAGUCAAAUGUGGAUGCUGCUGACUCAAAACAGUUCAUUAUGGAGUGAUAUCAAUUUUUCCUCAGUGAGGCAUAAAGUUCAGGAUGAAAUGGUAGUGAAUGUUUUGCAGAAGUGGUGUCCAUAUGUCUUACAUUUGAAUCUUCAAGGUUGCUCUUCUCUUCAGUGCCCUACCUUUAAAAGUAUCAGUGCAUGUAAGAAUUUGCAAGGCUUAAAUCUCUCUGAAUGCCAGGGAUUAAAUGAUGAAUCGAUGAGAGUCAUAUCAGAAGGCUGCAGAUCUCUUCUCUAUUUAAAUCUGUCCUGUACAGAUAUUACAAAUGGAACGCUACGACUAUUGCCGAGCUUCCCCAAUUUACAGCAUCUGAGUUUAGCUCACUGCAGAAAAUUCACAGACAAAGGUUUACUGUACCUGAGCACUGGAAAAGGCUGUCACAAGCUCAUCUAUUUGGAUCUUUCAGGUUGCAUUCAGAUUUCAGUUGAUGGCUUCAGAAAUAUUGCCAGUGGCUGCACUGGGAUUCAGAAUUUGCUGAUCAACCAAAUGCCAACUCUUACAGACAGGUGUAUUCAAGCUGUGGUUGAAAAAUGCCAACAGAUAACAUCUGUUGUCUUUCUUGACUCUCCACAUCUUUCUGAUACAACUUUUAAAGCCCUUGCUGAAUGUGAACUGGUCAAGGUCAGCAUUGAAGGGAAUAACCGAAUUACUGAUUUAAGUUUCAAGUUAAUGAGUAAAUGCUGCCCAUACAUCAGGCACAUUCAUAUGGCUGACUGCCAGAGGAUUACAGAUGCUGGUCUCAAGAUGAUUUCACCACUGAAGCAUAUUCUUGUACUGAAUGUAGCAGACUGCAUAAGCAUCAGUGAUGAAGGUGUAGUGCCGUUUGUACAAGGUUCUUCAGGAGCUAAGCUAAGAGAGCUGAAUUUGAGUAAUUGUAUUCAUGUCACUGAUGCUUCUGUCACAGAAAUAGCACAAAGAUGUCAUGAAUUGACCUACCUAUAUCUGUGCCACUGUGAAAAUGUGACUGAUGCUGGAAUUGAAGCCUUGGGAAAUAUGUUGUCAUUGAUAUCCCUUGAUAUCUCUGGAACCAGAAUCUCAGAUACGGGUUUGAGGACUCUUGGCUGCCAAGGAAAAAUAAAGGAACUUUCUAUAUCAGAAUGCAAAAACAUCAGUGAUACUGGGAUUCAGGAGUUCUGCAAGGGCACAAAAUACCUGGAGCACUUCCAUGUCUCCUGCUGCCCUCAGCUGACAGAUGAAGCUGUGAAGGCAUUGGCAUUUCACUGCCAGAGACUAACAUCAGUCAACCUAGCGGGUUGCCCAAAGAUGACUGAUACCUGUAUCAAGUACUUGGCUGCAGUCUGCCAUUAUCUCCACUUCUUGGAUGUCUCUGGUUGCAUUCAUCUUACUGACAAAGCACUGAAGUAUCUUUGGAAAGGUUGUGAGCAACUCCAGGUUCUCAAGAUGCUGUUCUGUAGAAAUAUCACCAAACAAGCUGUCCUGAAAUACACAGCCAAACUGGAGAAACAAGAACACAGUGAUGCUGACCCUCCUUCCUGGCUCGGAUACGACCGGGAUGGCAACAUACUCACCUUCACCCAAACACAUGCACUGGAGCCUGAACAAAUUCCUCAAACUGAAAAAUGAAGGAAUUGUGCAACACCUUCUCCAGUUGCAGGGUUUUCACUAGAGCACAAAAGAACACUCUAUUGUUUUUAUUAAAACUAAUCAUACUUGAUAAAAGGCUGUUUAUUGCUGUAGGAAAAAAGCACCACAGAUGUUUUUCACAGUCUGCCUCCAAGCAAGGCAGUCGCACUGAAACAGCUUUGCUAACUUUCAGAUCUCGAUUUGAGCUGUCUUCAUCUUCCAAUAAUGAGAAGCUUCUGUAGUCCCCUGCAGUGAGCAAUAACUACAUCUGCAUGUGUUUGGGGUUCUUGUUUGCCAUGAGGGUCCUCUCCAGGACAUGAACACUUUGACUCCCCAC